Nelumbo nucifera (sacred lotus) is the source of this 1992-nucleotide messenger RNA. Its product is annotated as Tetratricopeptide repeat (TPR)-like superfamily protein. Gene Ontology annotation, biological process: RNA modification. The record is from RefSeq and is a predicted model, not a curated record. Lineage: Eukaryota; Viridiplantae; Streptophyta; Magnoliopsida; Proteales; Nelumbonaceae. Gene Ontology annotation, molecular function: RNA binding; protein binding.
UCGAACUCCAAGGGGAACAUUUCUUCCUAAUGCACUAAGAGAUGUUGCAAGAGUUCUCGUGGGCAGGAGAUCUAGAAUCCUUUCCAAGGGGAAGCUGGAAGCAACUCCAACUUUUGGCGCAGUAAAAGCUCCCAGCUAAGUCUCGGACCGAGUUGCACUGAGUUGUGAUCUCUUAGACACCACCACCAACAUUAAAAAAAAACUCUGCCCCGAGAUACCGAGGGAGAUGAGAAGAUGAAAAAUGGGAGACUGCCAGUAAGGCCACCCAUCUUUUCGCUCACGCACAACUUUAACGGUCCAAUCCCACCAAAUCAAAUUUACCCGGCGAAACCGGACCCCAACUCUCUUUCUUCUGCUCUGCAGCACUACAUUCAGUCUGAUUUCCCUUUCGAAGGCCAAAAGAUCCAUGCCCACAUCCUCAAGAUUGGAUUCACGCCUAACACCAAUAUCUCCAUUAAGCUCCUUAUUCUUCAUCUAAGAUCUGGUUGUUUAACCUAUGCACGCCAGGUUUUCGAUCAAAUGCGAAAGCCCACCAUCUCUUGCUAUAAUUCUUUAAUUGCGGCCUACCUAAAACAAGACCAAAUAGAAGAUUCAUUGGAUUUAAUUCGUAAACUCUCUUUCUCUGAUGAAAGACCAGAUGGGUUUACAUUCUCGACAAUUUUAAAGCUAUCUACCACGACUAAAAUGACUGCAAUGGCAACUGGAAAUAAUUAUUCACUGUCAGGUGGAAUAGAAAAACAGGUGCAUGCCCAGAUACUGAAAUCGAAUAUUGAAUCAGACGAUGUUCUAUUCACAGCUCUAGUAGACUCCUAUGUGAAGAAUGGCAAGGUUGAUUAUGCGAGGAAAGUAUUUGAUACUAUGUUUGAAAAGAAUGUUUACUGUUCCACGGCAAUGAUCUCCGGGUACAUGAAUCAAGGGUCUGUGGCAGAUGCUGAAGACAUCUUCAACAGAAUAAUUAACAAAGAUAUAGUUGUUUUUAAUGCAAUGAUUGAAGGCUACAGCAAAUCCCUUAAAACAGCUAUGAAAUCCAUCCAACUUUACAUAGACAUGCAAAGGUUGAAUUUCCAGCCAAACAUAUCGACUUUUGUGAGUGUAAUUGGGGCAUGCUCUGUCUUGUCAGCAUUUGAACUCGGUCAACAAAUCCAAAGUCAACUCUUAAAGAUGAAACUCUUCACAGAUGUGAGACUAGGAAGCGCACUCACAGACAUGUACUCAAAAUGUGGGAAGACUGAGGAUGCAAGGAGAAUCUUCGAUCACAUGCCAGACAAGAAUGUCUUUUCUUGGACUUCAAUGAUUGAUGGAUAUGGGAAGAAUGGAAAUCCCAGUGAAGCACUUGAACUCUUCAACAAGAUGCAAAACGAACACUGUAUCAGACCCAAUUAUGUCACAUUCCUAAGUGCUCUUUCAGCUUGUGGACAUGCUGGGCUAGUUGCUAGGGGUCAGGAGGUUUUCAUGAGCAUGGAGAGAGAUUACUCACUCAAACCAAGGAUGGAGCACUAUGCUUGCAUGGUUGAUCUCCUGGGGCGUGCAGGGAGUCUCCAUCAGGCAUGGGAGUUCAUAAUGGGAAUGCCUGAGAAGCCCAAUUCUGAUGUCUGGGGUGCUUUGCUUGGUGCAAGCAGGCUUCAUGGUGAUGUAGAAAUGGCGAGCAUUGCAGCCAAUGAGAUUUUCAAGUUGAGAAGUGAUGGGAGGCCUGGAGCUUAUAUCGCAUUGUCUAAUACUUUUGCAGCUGCUGGGAAAUGGGAUGGUGUGAGUGAAGUUAGGGAGAUGAUGAAGGAGCGAGGGGUUUCUAAAGAUACUGGUCGCAGUUGGGUUGGGACAGACAGCGGUUUAUGUGGUUUCCAUGUUGGGCAAAAUGUGUGAUUAAGCUUGUAAGAUGAAGGUGAUGUAGGAAUCUCUUUUAUAGCUUUGUAUUAUACAUUCAUGAGGAACGACCAGCAAAAGUCGUUCCUAUUUCUAGUUGGCAAUAGAGUCAUCUACUGAUUUUAUUUUUCA